Messenger RNA from Paramuricea clavata, 1215 nucleotides. The record is from the annotation of a GenBank genome assembly. NCBI's taxonomy places the organism in Eukaryota, Metazoa, Cnidaria, Anthozoa, Malacalcyonacea, Plexauridae.
AUGAGAGGAAAAGACGAGUUACCGUUUUUAAUCUUAGGAGUGCUGUUGUAUACCGGUGAUGUGAUCUCCGAUAGCUUUGUCGCCUAUCAGUAUUACAAAAGGGAUCAAUGGUGGUGGUUUGGCUUGACGUUGACUUUUGUAAUUGUUCCUUUUGUUGUUAUCAAUAUUGCAGCUCUCAUCCAAACUAAGAUUUUCUCUUCUGAUGAAAACGAUCCACCACGCGAGGGUCGAUGUUUAAAUUUAAUGUGUCGCAGUUUGUUUUAUUUUGGCUUGCCUAUUAUUUUUCGCUAUUUGGAAGAAUAUUGGCAAUGGAAAUCCGCAUAUUGUGAAAAUUUACCGUGCAGCCGGGAAAACUGCGAAGAUAGUGACUGUGAAAGUUGCAAGUCACAUCAUAAGCAGAAGCGCAAGUUAGCCAAGUCAGCAUAUAAAUUAGCCUGGUUACGCCAUAUUGAGACAGUAACUGAAUCUAUCCCGCAAUGGUGUCUUCAAGUUUACAUCAUGUUACGUCAGUGGUAUUUCCCGUGGUACACUUUGGUUUCAAUUGUAGUUUCACUGUUAUCCUCAGCUUGGAGUAUCACAGCACUUGAAAAAGCACGACACAAAAAGAACGCGCCAAAUGAAUUAAAAUGUAUUUCUAAAGUUGUGUUAUGGAAUGCAAUGUGUUAUGGAUGGCAAAUGUUUGCUUUGACGUCCAGAUUAUCUGCGAUUGUUUUCUGUGCUUAUGUGUUGAGAUUUUACGUGGUUGUUUUCAUUGCAGCGCAUUUUCUUAUAGCCACACUGUAUCACGAUUUAUGGUUUGGUAAUGGAUUUGGAUGUUUAGACCUGGGUUGGUUUUUAGUUAUACACUAUUGCCUUUUUUUCCACGUCUCCGAGUCUUUACUGUGCAAAUUUCACAAACAGGAUAACUCCGAAAAUCAGCACAAUUUUCAAGAUGUGGCGCGCCUGCGAUCUGGGACCCUGAAGAUAAACAUUUCUCUUGCUUUUCGGAAUAUAUUAAUGCUGAUUAUAUCCGUUAUGGUUUCAGAGCCUGAUAUGCCACACAUUGACGAAAUUAAACGAAUUGUAAUACCAUCUGUACCAAUAGUAGGACUAUUCGGAGUCCUGUUUUGUAUUGGAUACUUCAUAUGCGAUUCCAUUUCCAGGGCACAAGUUAGCCCAACAGACGCAAUUCCUGAGCCUAAUCCAGCUGUGCAGGUGGAAAACAGAGAUGUUUAG